AUGAAUCCUGACAUAACUAGAGAGCGUGAGAACGCUACAUUUAACGUGGAGAAACUCACACAUAUUCUGGACGGUGGCAUCGAGAAGACCAAAAGAAGAAGAGAAAUUGGUAAGGUUGGAAUGUCUUGUAGUGUCUCGUGUGUGUAGCCUCUUUGGUUGCAAGGUAAAGCAUCAUGAAACAAGUGUAAACAAAACAUUGAACUAGCAGCUAGCUAGCUAACAAAACAAGUUGAUAGCUAGCUAGCUAUCCAACAUUAGUUAAGGUUGGUUAUACAUAGCCUGGGCAGCCGAUAGUGGUCGCUAGAUCUGCACGGCCACUAUCGGCUGCCUGGGCUAGGUUAACAAGUUAGUUAUCUAUCUGUUGUAACAGUAGUUAUAACCAGUCAGCUGUUGUUUAUAAUUGUGAGCCAAUGACAAGAUGAAGACCAAUUUUCGCAUUCAUUGUAACUGUGCAUGCUGUUUAUGAAAUGCAUGCUGUUUGUGUAAAAACAAGGCUCUGAUUUGCAUUGUCAGAUAACAGCCAGCUAGCAGCAACCUUGCUAACUAGAAAGUUAGAUUAUAGCGACAGUCGUUGGUUGACCCACUGGCUAUUAGUAUAGUAAAGGUUGACCCCAUGCAGGGUUCAUUAUGGCAUCAUAUAAAAAUAAAUAAGACAGAUGAUAUGGGGUGCAUUAUGUUGUAGAUAGAAAUGUAGCUAAGGAUAUUAGACACAAUUAUUUAUCCAAUGGUAAUACUGCACAAUCUGCACAUAAUGUUCGACCUAGUCUCGCAUUGCCACCCUUCCAAAAUCCCGUCUUGUGUGAGAAGCCUGGGUUUCCGAGGCUAUGCUCCACCCUGAUGUCUUAAUCCCCCAAUUUUCUCUAUCCCCCACAGAGUCACUGGUGAUCAGUGACCCAGACUUCCAGAGUGAGGACCUCAACUUCCUGUCCAGGAGCGAGCGAUACGAUGCCGCCGUGAAGAAGAGUGCCCAGAUGAUCCUGAAGCUCAGA
Coregonus sp. 'balchen' is the source of this 989-nucleotide messenger RNA. Lineage: Eukaryota; Metazoa; Chordata; Actinopteri; Salmoniformes; Salmonidae. The record is from the annotation of a GenBank genome assembly.